Messenger RNA from Pseudopipra pipra, 1085 nucleotides. It is a transcript of the gene SPINT4, whose product is annotated as serine peptidase inhibitor, Kunitz type 4. Gene Ontology annotation, cellular component: extracellular region. NCBI's taxonomy places the organism in Eukaryota, Metazoa, Chordata, Aves, Passeriformes, Pipridae. The record is from RefSeq and is a predicted model, not a curated record. The transcript has 2 exons. Gene Ontology annotation, molecular function: serine-type endopeptidase inhibitor activity. Bases 473 to 1051 code for a protein of 192 amino acids.
GCCCUGGCAUGGCACUGCCAUCCUCACUGGUGGCAGAGAGGCCAGUGCUGACCUCCCUGUGCCCAUCCCCAUGAUAGGCUUGUCCCCAGGAGACUGUGGCUGCUGCCGGUGGUGCCCCCAGCCCAGCCUGGGCACACCACUGCCACCCAGCUGGGCUCCCCGAGAGCCACUCCAGGACAGCUGUCCCGUCCUACCGGUCCCCCUGGCUCCAGGGAUGUGGCCAGGAUGCCACUGGGGAGGCUGGGCCCUGCCUAGGUGUGGCUCAUUACCUGCAUGGCAGGAAUUACCUGGGCUCAGGCGACAGCCCUGCGCCCUCUGCCCCACCCGCGCACCUUAAAUCCCAGCCCACCACACCCAGGGCCAGACCCGGCCAUCCAGGGCACCAUGGAGCUGCUGCCUGGCUGCCUUCUCCUCCUCCUCCUCACUGCCCUGCUCCCCCUCACCACACGGUCCGGCCCGGCCCCACACGGACAUGGACGAGAAGAGCUGGGGAUGGGUGAGUGUGGCCAGGGCAUGGCCUGGGGACAGGGACACCCGAGUGCUGCUCUUGGCCAGUGCUCCCCUCUGCCCCUGUGCUGCCAGGUGCCUGCAGGGGUCUGGGGCUGUGGGUGCCCGGGGUCUGGCCCUGGGGCACUGGGGGGCUGCUGAGGCCCCUGCUCAGUGGCUCUCCCCAGCGUUCUGGCCACUGUGUCCCACAGCAAAGCCUGGGUACUGCUACUACAUCUCGGAGGUGGUGGAGGACCCGCUGGAUGAGGCCUGUGGUGCCUGCCACAGGGAUGCCUCCUGUGCCCGCUGCACCAGCGAUGCCGACUGCCACGGUGUCACCAAGUGCUGUCCCAGCAAGUGCGGCUACACCUGCCAGGAGCCAGUGCUAGACUUCUGCUACCUGCCCUCGGUCUGUGGGAACUGCAAGGCGCUCUUCCGCCGCUUCUUCUUCAACGCCUCCAGUCAGCAGUGUGAGGAGUUCAUCUACGGCGGCUGCGGCGGCAACAGGAACAACUUUGAGACCAAGGGCGAGUGCUCCCAGGCCUGUUCCCACGUCAGUAACUAGCAACGUGCCGUGGGCCAUGUGCCACAGAUGGAGG